Messenger RNA from Odocoileus virginianus texanus, 4995 nucleotides. Lineage: Eukaryota; Metazoa; Chordata; Mammalia; Artiodactyla; Cervidae. The record is from RefSeq and is a predicted model, not a curated record.
AUGCGGCGGCUUCCACCCUCGGGCCCCACUACGGCCCCAGGGCGUGAAGGCGACUCUCGAGGACUGAGGAAGAGAAGCCGGCGGCCAGGGCCAGGCGAGUCAGGAGGCUGCGGCCCUGAGGCGGCGGGGCGCGAGGAGAGCAGGCAAAAGAGGAGGAUGGUGGCCCGGGUGUCUGGGAGAGAAGAGGUGGAAAGUGACAAGUCAGCCAAGGAAAAAAGAAAAGUUACUGAAGCCUCAAGUGAUGAUCCACAGCCAGGGAUUGACCUGGUAAGAAAGGAAUCAUUAACCAGUUCGGAAUCUUUCCCAACAGUGGAAUGCAGUGAAUUUCAAAGUAUGGCUUUCUUGCAGUCUUUGGGUAAGGAAAGGUUGAUAGAAGGUAUUAAAAGAAGAAUUCGAAUUAAAAAAGUUAAAAGCUUAGAAAGCCCACCUCUCAAAAUGACUGAAAAUAAGGCUACACAAAAUAGUAAGGUUGAAUUCCAAGAUGAACUGUACAAGAAUACUCAGAAAUAUUCUUGUAACAGCUUGUCACCUGGAGUAGAAAAUAAUUCCAUUUUAAAAUUACAUGAUUGCGGUUGUCUCUCCCAUUCCAAGGAUUGUAAUGAUGAAAAUAAUCUUGCAUAUAAACCUGAUGGAGGAUGUUUGCAUGUACGAGAAAAUUCCUCAAAGAAAGAAAACCCUAGGAGUCUUAUAGAUAAGACUAAUCCAAGCAAUAUUCCUCAGCUUUUACAAACUGAAGAAAACUUAAUGCAAGUAAGUCAGUUAUUGCUUGAAGAAGAUGAUUCAAACCUAAGUAAAAAUAAUGGCAUGUUUUCCUGCCUUCAAAGUGAAAACAAUAAACAUUCAGUAGAGGAGAGCAGUAUUGGGAGAAAAUACAGAAAAAAGAUGAAGGUGUCUGAAAAAGGAAAUGGAAUGGUUAUUGAGAUGAAGUUUUCUAAUAUGUGUAACAAAUCUGAGCUGAUGUUACAAGGAAACCAAACAGGUGCUGAAGGUAAAGAAACAGAGACUUUAGAAGCUGAAAAAAGUUCUUUGAAAGUUUUGAGAAAAGUAAAUAAUAAUAUGCUGUCACCGAUGGAUCCCUUAUUAAGUCUUCCAGAAACAGGGAAAAAAACAAGUCCUAAACAUUAUGUAAAUGCUGUGUUUCAGAAAGCCCUUGAGCAACUUUCAGAAGAAGAAACAAAGAAUGUUUCACAGCCUUUAGGAUGUACCAGCAUGGAUCCACCAGGAGAUUAUUUUAAGUCAAUGAAAAACUCAUUAGUGAAGUCACUUAGUGAUUGCUUUCCUGUUGAAAAGAGAUCUUCUAGGGAAGGCUUGAAGAAUGAAGCUGAAGAAUCUAAAUAUAGCUGUCGCAGAACAAUACCAAUGACUGGCAAGAGAACUUGGCCUUGUUAUUCAUGUGCUAGAAUAUCUGCCCAGUGUUGGAAAAAAGCUUCCUUGCCACAAAGUUCUAGGCAAGAUGAUUUUCUUAAACAUCAAACGAAUCAAACUUACUUAACGGACUCCAAAUUAAUGCUACAAAGUUCUGUAACAGAAACAAACAGUGCAUCUUCAAGUAUAGAAAAAUUGGAUUCUAAUUUAAAUUGUUUACCUUCAGUCUCUACAGUGGAACCUACUUCAGUGGUUAUAAAGGAACCUAUAGUCAAUGAUGACGAAAAAAUGAAGUCAGAGAAACUAAGUAGAAGUGCAUCAGAGGUAGUUUCUAAUACUACUGAAGAUACUCCAUUGACUAAUGUGACCCACAACUUAACAGGAAGUAAAAAAAAAGGUAGAGGGAAUUUAACAAAACUGAAUUUGAUGGUGGCUUCCCAGGAUGGCCAGGAAGCAAGUAACUCUACAGGCAAAACUAUUCAUCAAAAAGCAUGCAUUACUAAGCAAGCAUUGGUUGUUCCAGACCUAGUUAAGAUACUGAACACAGGACGGCUGACUAAUUUUAAAAUUCCUUUACUUAAGAACAAAACAGAAAAAAGAAAAGAAAUUAAUGCCAAGUCAUCAGAGAGAGAAGUAUAUAGUCCCCUAGAACUUCUUGACAAUUUAUCUGGAGCAGAGGUAAGGCAGAGUAGGACUAAAGAAAAUGCUGUCACAGUAACUUCAGGACCUCAAUCUCUGAGUAUACAACAUAGUGUAAUUCCACUGCAAGCUAGUUCUGACUCAUUCUGCAGUAAGAAUUCCUGUAUUAUUGCUCCGAGCUUUUUAAAGCAAGGUAAUAAUAAUAAACCAUCUAACCACAUCUCUGCAUCAGGCCAUAUCAUUUCUAAUAAGGCAGCUGGUUCUCUCACAGUUGAAAAUAAUACAUUUUCUUGUGAUCCUGGAUGUAUAGAGAAAAAUCCCACCUUAUAUUCCAAUGAGCAAGAACCAUUCAAAGCAGGUUCCUCUGAAGUUAGUGGUAGAAAAAUGACUAAGAACUUUUCAGAAGUCAAAGUGGGGUUUCCAGAUAUUCUGAAAGCAUAUGAAGAUGAUGUCCUCUUAAUUGAUGUAAUUCAAGAUGACCCAGACCUGUUUGGAGUCUCCAAUGAAGGGGAACUCUCAUUUCCUUCAGCGGUUCCCAUGAUAAGCCAGGAGCCCAAUGUUGCUGAAGAGCAUCAAUCGACAGACUCCAAGCACAUGGAACUUCCAGAAAAAAAAGAACCAAGCGAUGACUUGAGAGAACUGCCUGUACCGGAUCCUGGAUCAAUGAAAUCAGAGAUCUGUGCUUCCUUGUCAGCAGCAAGUGAGAUAAAACAUGAUUCCAAAGAUGCAAACAUUUCCUUAGGAGAAGUUACUCAUGAAACUUCUUCAAAUGAAAAACCGGGAGACCUAAGUGAACAGACAAAAAGUUCAGACUUGGACGAAAAGUGUAGAUUUUCAGACAAAGUAGCUACUCAAGAAGAACAAGAAACUAUUUCUGAAGUUUGCAGAAGCGAUUCUAAAAAUACAGAGAUUGUGGUUGGUGAAUGUCACUUAGCAGCACUGGUCUCCAAACCUCUGUGCUUACCAGUGCCAUUGCCGCCUUUGAAUCUAAGUGCUCAUCAGGAAGACACAUUACUGAAUCCCUGGAUAAAUGAUUUCAGAUUUCCAGGGAAGCAUUCUCUCCUAAAGCUACAGAAUCCUGAAAUUUGUGAAAUAUUUAAGAGGGAAAAAAAUGUAGGGAAGCCACUAGGGUUGAUGAUACCCCACAGAUACUGCAGAUUUCAUUUUAAUACGUUACAUGGCUGUGAGCGACCACAAUGCAAGUUUGCCCAUGUGCCUGAGCAAGGGGAUGAAAAGGUUUGUAUGGAUGUGUUUAAGAAAUAUAUAAGUAUCAAUGAGCUGUGUUUGCUACAACGUGCAGCAAACAUGUUUAUGGAGUACUACAGAAAGUUUCUUCCAGGUAUACACUUUGAUUUACAAGUAUUAAAUGACCUUCUAAAUUCUUUACUCAAACACUGUUUAUUGAAAGAAGUAUUACAGGUCAUGAACCUCUGCACAAUGAUUAAGAUGCUGCCUGCUCUGAGAAUAUUACUAAAAAUAUUUGAGUAUGUGGCAACUAUGAAAUUAAGGAAUGCUGUACCUGCUUUAAUUGGUAUCUUUUGCAAGCUCGUUGAAGCUGGGAUGGUACUUGACCCAGAACACUUUAACUAUAUCGUUAAGCUUUUAUACCAAAUACAGGCUUCCAAACCAGAAAUAACUGCAGUUCUGGAAAUGAAAUCCAGGUUACACAUGAGGCAAUUUAAAAAGAACUGGAAAUGUGACUUAGAGGCAGCCUUGAAUGAAAUAGAGCAUUGUAAAGAAAAAGGUGACUGGACCAAAUUGGGAAAUGUAUACAUUAACAUAAAAAUGAGCUGCGAAAAACUUGCAGAUUUCCAGAGAUUUUGUGCUUGUAUUGCUGAAACACUAACAAAAGACAAUAAAGAAGAGCGACCAAGUGUUCCAUUUUGUGAAUUUGCUGAAACAGUUAGCAAAGAUCCGCAGAAUAGUGAAGUAGAUAAAACUUUGCUGGGAAGAAUCGGAAUCAGUGCUAUGUACUUCUAUCACAAGCUGUUGCAGUGGUCCAAGGGAAGGAAGGUCUUAGAUAAACUAUAUGAAUUGAAAAUACAUUUUACAAGUUUAAAAGGACUUAUAGGGCCUGAGAAGUUAGCACCAAGAUGUCAAAUUGUGAAUAUUGCAGCAGAAAUUUUUCUAAAAAGUGGAAGCCUAGAUGGUGCCAUUUGGGUGUUAAGGGAGUCCGAGUGGAUCAUCAGUACACCAGUAUGGCCUUGUGAUCGACUGGAUGUGCUCAAUCGGCAUAAUCUGCUCUGUACGAUUGCACAUGAAAUCUUAGCGAAGAGUCUUUACAGACAGACAUUUGAAGUUUUGCAAAAUCUACCAGGUUUUCAAAAUUCUCAAGAAACUGUGGAGGUCUCACAGUAUAGCCUACUUUUUAAUAAACUUCUAGAUGCCUGUAUAGAAAGCAACAGCCUUGGUAUGUCAUCCUCUGUAGCAGAAUUCAUGAUUUCAAAGAGAAUCCCUGUUGAUUUUUCCUUUCUUAGAAGAUUAAUUACUUCUUUAGGAAGGAGUUGUUUAUGGCUCAAAGCCAGAACCCACUACAAAAGUGCUCUUUCACUGGGUUGCUACCCACCAUUGGAGGGAAAUUUGUACCGAAAACUUCUACUGAUUCCAUCCUAUUUGUCUGAAAUUGAAAUGCUUUUAGCUAUUGAAAUCUUCCUGGUAUCUAAUGCUAGUAGUAUUCAGAGUCCUGGAACUUCUACACAAAUACUGCAGAUAGUUUUAAAAAGAUGUGAAGAAAACAAAUCUCGGAGCAAAGAUGAUUAUCAAGCUGCAGUGGAAAGAUUAAUUAUGGCUGCUCGUAUAUCAGAUCCAAAGCUUUUCAUUAAGCACAUGACCGUCAAUGUUAAUAAGGAACAGGUUUAUAGUUUGGAACACUGUUCUGCCCUGAAAUGGUUGAAAGAGAAUAUGAAGUGGGCCGGAAAGGUUUGGCUUUUCAAUAACCGUUAGUUAUAAAGGCUUUUUUUUUUUAAGUUCAAGUAAUCAUUGUUGAAAAUA